GGCUCGGAGAGCCUAGAGCUUGUUUCUGCCCACUUGGGGAAGAAGGCAUGGAGUUGUGAGCGCCCCUCGCUCGGCGACGCCGCCCGCGGCAGGCUCCCCAUGGCCGGGACGUACAGCUCGACUCUGAAGACGCUGGAGGACUUGACCUUGGACUCCGGGUAUGGGGCCGGGGACUCGUGCCGCUCGCUCAGCCUCUCGUCCUCCAAGUCCAACUCGCAGGCGCUCAACUCUUCGGCGCAGCAGCACCGCGGGGCGGCCUGGUGGUGCUACUCCGGCUCCAUGAACAGCCGCCACAACAGCUGGGACACGGUGAACACGGUGCUGCCCGAGGACCCCGAAGUGGCCGACCUCUUCUCGCGCUGCCCGCGGCUCCCCGAGCUGGAGGAGUUCCCCUGGACCGAGGGAGACGUGGCCCGGGUGCUCCGCAAAGGCGCGGGCGGUCGGCGGCUGCCCCAGUUCUCCGCCGAGGCGGUGAGGCGCCUGGCCGGGCUGCUCCGUAGGGCUCUGAUCCGCGUGGCCCGCGAGGCGCAGCGCCUGAGCGUGCUGCACGCCAAGUGCACCCGCUUUGAGGUGCAGAGCGCGGUGCGCCUGGUGCACAGCUGGGCUCUGGCGGAGAGCUGCGCGCUGGCAGCCGUCAAGGCGCUGUCCCUGUACAGCAUGAGCGCCGGAGACGGGCUGCGCCGGGGCAAGUCCGCGCGCUGCGGCCUCACCUUCUCAGUGGGCCGCUUUUUCCGCUGGAUGGUGGACACCCGAAUCUCCGUGCGCAUCCAUGAGUACGCGGCCAUCUCGCUCACCGCCUGUAUGGAGAACCUGGUGGAGGAGAUCCGAGCCAGGGUGAUGGCCAGCCAGAGCUCUGAUGGCGUAGGGGCCGGAGGCGGGGAGGUGUCUGCUGAAGCCCUGGAGAUGGUCAUCAACAACGACGCCGAGCUCUGGGGCGUCUUGCAGCCCUAUGAGCAUCUCAUCUGCGGCAAGAACGCCAAUGGUGUCCUCUCCCUCCCCGCGUACUUCAGCCCCUACAACGGCGGGUCCCUGGGCCAUGACGAGCGAGCCGACGCCUAUGCCCAGCUGGAGCUCCGGACCCUGGAGCAGUCCCUCCUGGCCACCUGCGUGGGCAGCAUCUCGGAGCUGAGUGACUUGGUCUCCCGUGCCAUGCACCACAUGCAGGGGCGCCACCCCCUGUGCCCGGGCGCCAGCCCCGCCCGCCAGGCCCGCCAGCCGCCACAGCCCAUCACUUGGUCCCCUGAUGCCCUCCACACGCUCUACUACUUCCUGCGGUGUCCACAGAUGGAGUCCAUGGAGAACCCCAACCUGGACCCCCCGAGAAUGACCCUGAACAAUGAACGGCCCUUCAUGCUGCUGCCACCCCUCAUGGAGUGGAUGCGUGUGGCCAUCACCUACGCAGAGCACCGCCGCAGCCUCACCGUGGACAGCGGCGACAUCCGGCAGGCGGCCCGGCUGCUGCUGCCUGGUCUGGACUGUGAACCUCGGCAGCUCAAACCUGAACACUGUUUCAGUUCCUUCCGGAGGCUGGAUGCCCGAGCAGCUACUGAAAAAUUCAACCAGGACCUGGGUUUCCGCAUGCUCAACUGUGGGAGGACGGACCUCAUCAACCAAGCCAUUGAGGCCUUGGGGCCAGAUGGGGUUAACACCAUGGAUGACCAGGGUAUGACGCCGCUAAUGUAUGCCUGCGCUGCUGGGGACGAAGCGAUGGUCCAGAUGUUGAUUGAUGCCGGGGCAAACUUGGACAUCCAGGUUCCAAGCAACUCUCCCAGGCAUCCUUCCAUCCACCCCGACAGCCGGCACUGGACCUCACUGACAUUUGCUGUGCUGCAUGGACACAUCUCUGUGGUCCAGUUGCUGCUGGACGCUGGUGCCCAUGUGGAGGGCUCGGCAGUGAACGGCGGUGAGGACAGCUACGCGGAGACACCCCUGCAGCUGGCCUCUGCAGCAGGGAACUACGAGCUGGUCAGUUUGUUGCUGAGCCGAGGCGCUGACCCCCUCCUCAGCAUGCUCGAGGCCCACGGCAUGGGUUCCUCCCUCCAUGAGGACAUGAACUGCUUCAGCCACUCAGCUGCCCACGGCCACAGGAACGUCCUGAGGAAGCUCCUGACGCAGCCGCAGCAGGCUAAAGCGGACGUGCUGUCCCUGGAGGAGAUCCUGGCCGAGGGCGUGGAGGAGAGCGAUGCGUCGAGCCAGGGCAGCGGCAGCGAGGGGCCUGUGCGGCUGAGCCGGACCCGCACCAAGGCCCUGCAGGAGGCCAUGUACUACAGCGCCGAGCACGGCUAUGUGGACAUCACCAUGGAGCUGAGGGCACUGGGAGUCCCCUGGAAGCUGCACAUCUGGAUUGAGUCUCUGAGGACCUCCUUCUCGCAGUCGCGGUACUCGGUGGUGCAGAGCCUCCUGCGGGACUUCAGCUCCAUCAAAGAGGAGGAGUACAACGAGGAGCUGGUGACCGAGGGCUUGCAGCUCAUGUUUGACAUCCUUAAGACCAGCAAAAACGACUCCGUCAUCCAGCAACUGGCUGCCAUCUUCACCCACUGCUAUGGCAGCAGCCCCAUCCCCAGCAUCCCAGAGGUCCGGAAGGCCCUGCCGGCCAGGCUAGAUCCACACUUUUUGAACAAUAAGGAGAUGUCGGAUGUGACCUUCCUAGUGGAAGGAAAGCUGUUUUAUGCACAUAAAGUCCUGCUGGUGACAGCUUCUAACAGGUUCAAGACACUAAUGACCAAUAAAUCAGAACAGGAUGGGGACAGCAGCAAGACCAUUGAGAUCAGCGACAUGAAGUACCAUAUUUUUCAGAUGCUGAUGCAGUAUCUGUACUACGGAGGAACAGAAUCCAUGGAGAUCCCCACCGCUGACAUCCUGGAGCUGCUGUCAGCUGCCAGCCUGUUCCAGCUGGAUGCCCUGCAGAGGCACUGCGAGAUCCUAUGCUCCCAGACUCUCAGCGUGGAGAGCGCCGUGAACACCUACAAAUAUGCCAAGAUCCACAAUGCCCCAGAACUGGCCCUGUUCUGUGAGGGCUUCUUCCUCAAGCACAUGAAGGCCCUGCUGGAGCAGGACGCCUUCCGGCAGCUCAUCUACGGCCGCAGCAGCAAAGUGCAGGGCCUGGAUCCACUGCAGGACCUGCAGAACACCCUGGCGGAGCGCGUGCACUCUGUCUACAUCACCUCCCGGGUGUGAGGCAGGGGGCGGAGGCUGCCGGCGCCAGGGCCUGUGGAGAUGCCAGGUCAGGCUAGGGUUGUAGGCCCUCUUGGAGCCAGACCGCGCACCCUCAUCUCCUCUGCUCUAGAGCUGUUUGUUUGAUAGGCAAAGGAGAGAUGUAGCCAACUGGUGGCCCUCCUCCCCAUCCCGGUCUGCCCCUCAAGGACAGCCAUGCACUCCCCCUGCGUGUCGCUCUCCCCUCCUGCAGGUCAGCAGCUGGUCCUGAUCCACCUCUGCCCAGGCCCUCCUAGGGCCUCAGUAAAUUCAGACCAUCCCAACUGGGGCUCUUGGGGGUGCGGGAAUCCUUAUGAAUGUAUAGAAUGCAUACUGCCUAGGCCCCAGGUCAUCUAUAGUAAUUCAAAAGCUGGUAUUUUUCUUCCUAAAUGUCACAUAGCAAAGGCUGCCCAAAUCCCUGAACUUUUUCCUCAAACGUUUGACAGGCUUGAUGUGGGCAUCCAGUGGCCUGACCCCCCCCCCCCCCCCCCCGUCACCAUGACUGCUGCCACCCCAUUGUCUUUGGUGCCUGGGCUUCCAGAGUACCUCCCAUCAGGACUAUCGGCUUGCUCAGUUAGCAGCAGAGGGCAUUUCCUCAGCUGAUGGUUUCUGAGCUAAGUCUGGCAUGGAGGGGUAGGGGAUGGGGUACUGUGUAGGAAUGGCCUCAGCUCUUGUUUUGCUGUGGUUUUAGGGGCCAAAGUAAAUGGGUGGAUUCUGGAACCUCAGGCCUAAACUAGGUUGCCUUUGUGGGGCCAGGAAGCAGAGCCCCCUGGUUAAGUCUCUCUGCUCCUUUAAUGUAGGAUUGAGAGCUGGGCAAACACUUCCCACUGGGAACUGUGGCUCUUGGAGAUAAAGGACGGGGCAUUGAUGGAAGAUAAGGGCCGAGAGAAGAGGCCUUUCUGUUGUGUCCCCUCCCGGCCUUGCCCUCGAAUUCUGCAGGCCCCAGGCUCCCCUGACACCUGUCGUAUUUAUGGAGCAGACACUGGGGCAGCAUCAGGCACAGCCUGUCUGGGUGCAACCUCUUCAGCUGUCUGGCGGCACCUUAGAAACUAUUUAUUCACCAAAAGCCCCGGGCAACUCAGGAGGUGUCACUCAGGUCACCCUGAACAGCCCCCAGGGGCUUGCAAUCCUGGAAAAUAUUUUGACUAGCUGCUUGGCUGGAUGUACAAAGAAAUAGGCAUUAUUUUAUUGCUGUAAUAUUGUAUGAUACUUUAACUGUACAAUAAUGUCACCUACUGUAAAUGUACUAUGGUUUUAUUAACAAUAAAUACUCAUUAACGAUGA
Messenger RNA from Piliocolobus tephrosceles (Ugandan red Colobus), 4476 nucleotides. It is a transcript of the gene ABTB2, whose product is annotated as ankyrin repeat and BTB domain containing 2. NCBI's taxonomy places the organism in Eukaryota, Metazoa, Chordata, Mammalia, Primates, Cercopithecidae. The record is from RefSeq and is a predicted model, not a curated record. The transcript has 17 exons. The coding region runs from base 100 to 3177 and encodes 1025 amino acids. Gene Ontology annotation, molecular function: protein heterodimerization activity.